Emiliania huxleyi CCMP1516 is the source of this 1887-nucleotide messenger RNA. RefSeq lists its product as hypothetical. The coding region runs from base 1 to 1887 and encodes 628 amino acids. The record is from RefSeq and is a predicted model, not a curated record. Gene Ontology annotation, molecular function: histone H3K79 methyltransferase activity. The transcript has 4 exons. Lineage: Eukaryota; Haptophyta; Isochrysidales; Noelaerhabdaceae.
AUGCUUCUGUCCUCAGUCGCCACGCUCUCGCCCUCUCGGAGCGUGGCCAGAUUCGCCGAGGUCUCACCGCUCCGGCUGCCGCUGGCACCCGCUGCGCCGGUCGGCGACUGGGCGGUGGACGGUUCACCCGAGUCCUGGCCGUCUGUUUCGGUGGUCAUGAUCAGCCACGAGAGGCGGCACUUCCUGCCACACGCGUUGGCCUCAAUCGCGGCGCAGGACUAUCCAGCGUCGCGACUGGAGGUCAUCGUCGUGGACGACUCGGCCGCGGCUGGCGCCGCUGGGUGGAGCGCCGUCAGCGCCUGCCCGGCGGCUGAGCAGCUGGAGCGGCUGCGCUUUCUUCACGCUCCGCCUGUCCCGCGGCGCGCUGCGCUCGGCGCGAAGCGCAACGCGGCGCUCAGCGUCGCGACGGGCGAGCUCGUCGCGGUCUGGGACGACGACGACUUCUACUCGCCGUGCAGGCUCCGCCAGCAAGCGGCGGCGCUGCGGUCCGGCGGCGGCGCCGACGUGUGCAUGCUCGACGACAGCGGCGACGAGCCUACGCUGCACUAUUUUGACGCCUCUCUUGGCGCCUUCUCCGCCGUGUCGCAUUCGCCGCUCGCGCAGCCGUGCGCGAUGAUGUGCCUCCCGCCAAAGAGGUACCGUCGCUCCCUCUGGGGCCGCGGUGCCUCUCGCUACCCGCCGGGCCGCGACACGGGCGAGGACCUCGUCUUUUUCGACGCGCUGCUCGCCCACGGCGCCAGGGUGGUCGGCUGCGAAGGCGCGCGCCGUGGCGUGCCGUGGGUCCGCGCGCGCCACGCGGCCAACGUGGUGGCGGACGCCUCGACCGCCGCGGCGCGCGAGGAGGAGGUGUCCGUCGACGAGGCGGUCGAGCGCACGCAGCUCGCGCCAGACACGGCCGCAUUCCUCCUCGCGCUGGCGGCGGCGGAGGACGCCGCAGCGACCCCUGCGGCGCGGCUGCUCGCUCGCGUGCGGCUGCUCGCGCCGCCCUCCGCCGCCGACGCCGCCGACGCAACCGCCGCCGCCACCGCCGCCUACGAGCCGCACCCGAAGCUGGCGCCGCUGCGGCGGCUGCUGGCGGCGGCACGCGAGUCGGCGGCGGCUGCAACACCGGGGGCGAUGUCGGCCGAGGCUGCGGCGCUCGGCGAGGUGUACCGACGCGCCGCCACCGACGGCGAGCUCCUCGAGGAGGGUGUCGAGCAGCUGCUGCGCCUGCUGCAGCCGGGGCCGGGGGCUGUCUUUUGCGACCUCGGCUCUGGGCGCGGCGAGGCGCUCCUGCACGUGGCGGCGCGGGGGAGGUAUCGCGGCUGCAUCGGUGUCGAGCUGCUCGAGGAGCGGCACAGCACGGCGGUGGGCUCGCUCGCCGCCGCGGUGGGUGACGGGCUACUGCCGUCCCCCGUGCGGCUCGUGCGCGGCGACCUCACCGAGUUGGGGGCGUGGGUGGAGCGGGAGAGGGCGGAGGCGGACGGGGCGGAGGCGCCGCGCCGGUGGAGCGGCGAGGCGCGGGACGGCGAGGAUGGCGAGGCGGUGCCGCUGCGCGACGUCAGCCACGUCUUUGCCUGCUCGGUCUGCUACGACGACGUGCUGCUCCGCUCGAUGGCGACGGCGCUCGGCGACGUGCGGCUCUUCCCGCGCUUCCAGCUGCUCGUCUCGCUGCGCGCGCUGCCUUCGCAGCCGCACCUCGUGCAGGUCGGCGAGGUGCAGCUCGUCACCUCGUGGAACGGCGGCGCCACCGCGCGCGUCUACGUGCCCACCGACCUGCUGGAGCGGCCCGACGACGCGUUGCCGCUGCCGGCCCUCUCGCAGCUGCUCUGCUCGGGCGGCGUGUGCACGCUGCCCUUGGGGCUGCAGUGGCCGAGGGACUCGAUCGUGCCACUGCCGCGUCUUUGA